Molecule: messenger RNA, 5851 nt
Organism: Patiria miniata (bat star)
Lineage: Eukaryota; Metazoa; Echinodermata; Asteroidea; Valvatida; Asterinidae
Product: soluble scavenger receptor cysteine-rich domain-containing protein SSC5D-like
Exons: 13
Coding region: 851-3331 (826 amino acids)
Cellular component (GO): membrane
Source: RefSeq, a predicted model, not a curated record
ACGUUCCCGCUCGUUGGUGCACAGCCAAUAGGAAAUCGUCGGCAACGUUAAUUACGUUUGCGUUCUCGUAAGUGGAACUCAUACCAACGAUUGAAUAUUCGUGCGUCGGCGAGAGGAUGAUGCCAUGACGAGUUGACGACGACGAUGAUGUAGGCCCGUUUGGCUUCCAGACUCGAAUUAUUUUUGGGUGGUCAAAGUUGACAGCGUAAUGGCUACGGCCAGCUAUACCACCGCGCGGGUGCUUCAUUUCUUCGAACCACACACCCCUCUCUCCUAUUUUACAUCACAAUAAUAGGGAGGACAAUGGACAAUACUUUGUGCGUGGGGAACAACAAUAAUUGUGUGGCGCAACUGUGGGUUGACUUGCAACAAGGGCUAGCCUCACUGUCCUACUGUCAAUAUUAUCCACGUGUACAAUGUACACGGCGAGUUCACUCAACUGUUAUCACUGAGUGACUGCCAUGUUUUUGGCUAACCCAAAUACAUGCACUUCCCCCACGGUUCACUGAUCAUGGGUGUAGGCCAAAUAAUUUUUACAGCAACAAUGCAGAACCAUUGCUUAGUGUGUGAUUCAUACGUAGGGUAAUAACAAUUAAGGACUCGCCCUGAACAGUUAUUUGGAAAGUUCAUUCAUAACCUUUCCCUCUCUCCCGUGCAGAGUGAUUUUCUCUGCUUUCUUAGCCAUACAAUUUUAGACGGGUUCAUCAGAAGUCGUCACUGGCCUUUUGAUCACUUUCGUACCACCUCGGGGAUAACUUGAAAAAAUUAAUCGGCUGUGGACUCCAUGACGUUUGUGGAACUUGUGGAACUGUGAGUGGAAAUACAUCAACUGCGUGGAUCAGGGAAGCCAAUGCAAAAAAAAAUGGCCGAUGUUCGAAUUCACAACUGGUGGUUAAUUUGUGCUUUACUGCUUGAAAUCGGCAGUAAUUCUGCAGCUCUGGCAGCGGAGAAUGACCUUCAACUGGUUGGAAGUGAUCGAACCUUUGAAGGCAAAUUGAUGAUACAGCAUGCUGGGGCUUGGAGGACAGUGUGUUACGACGGAUGGACACAUGAGGAUGCAUCUACUGCUUGCAGGCAACUAGGAUACUCACAGGGUGCGAUGAUUACCAGAGCAAAUGAUGGAACUUUUGCUGGCCCAGCAGCUACCCCCACCCUUCGAUCACCGGGUUGCACUGCAUCACACCACCGGCUCACUGAUUGCACCGAUUUCCAGUAUCAGGAGAAUUUGACAUGCACCAGUGAGGUUGACUUGAGUUGCUAUGCCAAUGACUUCAAUGGUUGUUUCUCGAACACACCCCAAUCUUGGAAUAUGGAUGAAAAACUACCUGGUGCAUCAAAUAGCAUUGAGUCGUGUCUGGAUUUCUGCAGGAGCUCAUCACUCAAUCCAAGAUUUGCGGCACUUGCUGAAAGUCGGUGUUUUUGUGGCUCUGAUGAGGGUAACAUGGGUAGCGUUGUCUCCAAACUCAACUGUGCAUUGCCAUGCAGUGGGGACCCCAUGGAAGCAUGUGGAUCUAAUACUAAUGGCUACUUUGCAAUAUGGCCAGUUACUGUUGGUGCACCUGGGGGCGCAUGGACCACCGCAACUGGCUGUCUGUACUCGCGUGACUUCCCAGCUCGAUACCAGACCACGCGCAUGACAACCACUGAUGAGUACACAGUGACUCUACCCACGCGUGCCUACAUCUCUCUCAUGUUCAAGAGCUUCGACAUCUACAGCGGUGACAGCGUUAAGUUGAGAGACAAGUCCGCUGGGUCGGCAAUGACGACAGUGGAUCUGACUCCGCCCAGCUCGCCAGGGACUGCUGUCAUACCAUUGGAUUUUCGAGUGUCAAGAUUUUCACUGCUGUUCGUUUUGGCAGCCAACUCGCCUUCAGGGAGUAAUUAUGGUUUUGUCAUCUGCUAUGAAUCACUUGUGGAACUUCCUACCGAACCCCCUACUGUACCUUCAACUGUGCCUCCUACUGUGCCAGCAACUGACCCACCAACUGACCCACCAAUUGACCCACCAACCAUCCCCCUGACAGCUCCCCAAACCGAUGCUCCACAGCCACAGACCUUGCCUCCAGUUGGCCCUACUAUUGGUCAGCCCACAGACUCUCCGGAUUCAUGGACGACUCCCAGUCCAGAUGCUAUAAUGAGUACCGAUGUGCUGGCCAUUGAUAGCACCUCGGAACCACCAACUAGUACAAUUGAUGACCAAGAUACGGUCAUGAUGUGUCCUGCUUAUCAGGGGGCUCCUCUGGAAAACAGAACGGGUAGCGAAACAAUGACUGACAUUCUUCUCAUCAACACUGGCAAUCCCUUCAACUGCAGUGGUUUCUUGACCAACAUUAGUUAUUUUUCUGCUGGCGACCAUGCAUUGGAAGUCAGUAUAUGGCAACCUAAUCACAAUGGAGACACAGAUGAGUGGCUGUACAGCUUAUCUGCCACGGCCGCUCUAGAAGGAGCACACCCGGGGAUUGCAUCAGUUUCACUCAACAGGGAUGACUGGCUUCCUUUUGGUCCUGGGGAUGUGAUGGGAAUCCGCUUUCAGACCUCACCACUGAUGUUCAGCGAUGUAAUCUCAUCAGAUGAGGAAGCCACACUUUGGAUGAGAUGGAAUCUUGAAGAUGGAAGUGUAGCUGGCUCCAUCAUGGAGAAGAGGGACACGGUCAAUGCCACUGCUCUCAACCGUACUUACUCCAUCUCUGCAACCUUGAGAGACAAAGCUCACUGUUUGGUCCCUAAUGUUCCCAACGUUGCUUCCACCGAUGCCAUUGUACCUUACGUGUACGAGGGAGACGACUACUUACUAGAUUGCAGAGCGGGCUACCGACCAGUUGGAGGGCGAGUUUACAUGUGUCAAUCUACUGGGAGAUUUGAUAGAAACUUGGAAUGCCAAGACGAUGGAAGUUCCCCAUUACCAAUCUUCACCGUGGUGAUCCUGUGUGUUGUUGUCUUGGUAUUGAUCUGUCUGACUGUGUUUGUCAUCACCUGCAUGAUGAUGUGUUGCAGUUCUGGGGCCAAGCGCUCUGGGGAAUCUGCACCUGCCAAUGUGAAGACGGAGGCUGACACCAGCUCCAAGUCUAUAGACCAGCCAGAUGCUGGCAUGGGUGAUACCAAUAGCAUGGAUGACAACCAAUUCCUCAUCAACAUUGACUCAGAAAAUGGCGAGCCAGAUGAAGUUGCCAACCCUGUGGCAGAACAGGGUUUGGAAGUGCCAGCGCCUGAGGAGACUUCACCCCUACCGGACUCAGAUGCCCACGGCAUGGAGAAUGGCAUUGCUAACCCAGAGGCCAAUGUGGAGGGCACCCCAGUCAUGGAGAACCCUGUUCAUGAUUCUGAUGUCUAAAUUUAACAACUGCCUGUGAACAUCUGAAGAAAUGCUUUACAUGUUCUGGUGAGUUGUGGUGAUAUUCCUGGCUUAAAAGGUAAUGGACCAUUUCAUCAGCUUGGUAAAGGCUUUUAUCAUUAAUCCUGUAAAAUCAGUCACCUUUCAUGUACAUUGCUAUCACCCAUAACCUUGAAUGAUUCAUGUAGUUAUAGCAACAAUAUCUUUUGAUAAUCAGCAACUAAAAAAAAUAAUCAACCUGUCUUAAUUUGGUGGUUUGUCUUGUGCCUCUUUAGUUUUGGUUGAGAGUUACUUCUUUGUCCCAUACUCAUGGAUCCCGAUCCUUGCCUGCUCCCAAUCACUUCAAGUUUUUCAGACAUCGUUUUAAACAAAAUCUGUUGUAAUUAAUGCCCAGUUUUAAUUUACUCAUUAUAUGCUGCUGUACUACUCACACUACAAUUGAUUACAAAUGAAAAUAUGACUGAUAUAUAUAGUGUAAAUUAAUUGUAAAUAAUGCGUGGACAUAUAUUUUUACUAAAAUCAUUUAAGGCAAUUGUAAUGUUAUAUUUAUAGGUUGUACGCUAUGAGAAACACCAAUAGUAGUGUACAAUCUAAAGUUUAUCGCAGAAUACAUUUUAAAGUUGUAUUCUUUUGAAGACAUUUGUUAUUGUUGGUUUUGUUUUGUUUUUUUGCUAUUCGCAUACUCAGUGCUGUACCCAAUAUCAAAUCUUCCUGACACAAAAUCCAACUGACAAAAACAGACUGUGAUUGUCUUACCUUAGGAUGUGUUGGAGUAAAGGAGAGAUGUAUUCACAACAUCCUAUGAAGUUGAAGGUGUGUCGCAUGACCUGAUGAUGGAUGAGUAUGCCAAUGUAAAACCGUGUCUAAGCACAAGUUAUUAUAUGGGAUACUGUUACAAGUUUCCCAACAUUGUUAGUACAUUAUCUUUAAAACUGUGGUGGUGGUCAUUUAAGUAUUCAUCAAAAGGAAAUUCAUAUACACUCAAGACAGUUUACCCAUUCCUACUGGUCAAGAGCCUGUCACAUAGGUGGUUUUAAAUGGUUGAUAAAACACCAACUGGUUUUAUACACUUUUCCCCGGCACUGCUUUGUUCUGCGCCACAUUGUGCAGUAUGCACCACGCGUGUGCGAAUCUCCAUGGACUUAUUCACGAGAAAGCCAUUUUGGUCGGGUUCCCUGAAUGUAUUUUAUUAACCCUAACUUCCUAGGGGGUGUGCAAAAUUGUUGCAUGGGAGGAUGCCAGAUUAUUUAUACAUUCUAGCCUCACUUUCAUUUUUUGUGACUUAAACAUUAGGGUAUAUUUAAUCACAAAUUGUACAUUAUUCAUUAGAGCAGACUGGUAUAAUGCGUCAUUAACUUUGUCAUUACUUUCAUUUCUCUUCGCAAGUUCUAAAAAUGAAGAUUUUACCUCACUUUACAUUCAAUAUGGCCGACUUGUGAAUAAGGCCCAUAUAAAGAAAUUUUUAGUACUACUCACGUGAGGCACAUACCAUAAAGCUGGAGGGGUGUUUCACAAAACAUGAAGUAAACUUGUUAAAGAAAAUCGUUGGAAAUUUAUAAUUUGUGACUUGUUUUGAUUUUUUGACCGAAAGGUACAGGAAUAAAUAUGUGCUUUGCCGGCAUUAAACAAGUACUUUCAAAACCCGGUAGGAGCUUGUUCACAGAUUAUCCACGUACUUGUUUAAAACCGGCCAUCACAAAUGUAUUCCCCUUUUAAUAUACUGGGUGUUUUAAAAAAAAAAAGAUAAUCCUAAUUUAAAGGGUUAAUACGGCCAGAAUAUAUGUUUACCAGCAGAAAGUAAAAGCUACAUGCUUUUCAAUGAUACCUUGGUUACUUUCCAGGGUCAUGCAUUAUUGAGCUCCAUUUUCUUGAAAACAUGGUGCAAAAUUGGGGUUGGUUCACUUUCUUGUCAAACAAUAUCGACACAGUGUGCUGGAAGACAUUCAAGAUGAAAGAGCACAACCACUUACAAAAUUGAAGAAGACUCAGGUUCUUGUAUAAUCUUGAAUUUUAUUCAUGAGUACUAGUUCAACUUUCCACUUGCAACACCAGGAAAAUGUAAUCUUCAGUUUAUCUGUGGUGGGCUCAAGAUGGCACACCAGCCCACCAUUUCCUUGCUGUUCGAAAUCGCCUGUGGGAAUGCUUUCACAAACGAGACUUUGCCACCCCGGUAGUCCCCAGGCCACCAGACCUCAUGCCAUGUGACUUUUUUGGGGGGGUCAUUUGAAGAACAAAGUGUUCAGCACCCUACUGCGCAACAUGCAGGAUUUGCGUAACUGGCUUUGGUGCGAAGUGGAUAUUUUGUGAGAAGAUCCAGAUACCGUGAGCUGUGGACAACAUGCGGCGUCGAUGUCAACUGUGUUUGGAGAGGGGAGACCAGGAGAGUGCCUUGGCAAGUGAGGGAAAAUCAGAAACUUAUGCUUAAAAAUGUUUCACUCAUUAAUAAAAUUGACCUAUCGCUGUUUACCAACCCCCUUAGACAACCCUAUGGAAUUCUUGUUCGUAAGUUUUUUUGUCUCA